This is a messenger RNA of Glossina fuscipes, 1590 nucleotides long. It is a transcript of the gene Iyd, whose product is annotated as iodotyrosine deiodinase 1. Gene Ontology annotation, molecular function: oxidoreductase activity. The record is from RefSeq and is a predicted model, not a curated record. The coding region runs from base 85 to 954 and encodes 289 amino acids. NCBI's taxonomy places the organism in Eukaryota, Metazoa, Arthropoda, Insecta, Diptera, Glossinidae. The transcript is spliced from 2 exons.
UAUUUGCAUUUUAGACGUAGAUUACGAAAUUAUGUUAAACUUUAGUUUCUGUAAGAAAUUUGGAAGAUUUUUGUUAAUUUUGCGAUGACGACCAAUGAAUUUUUCGGAAAAUCCAUUUUUCUGAGUAAUUGGUUUUCAAUAUUAUUGGUAACAUGUGUAGCAGUUUUGUUAAGGUGCCUGGUAGCUAAGUUUGAUGUUGCUAAAUACUUGUGGGGACACAAUAAUGAAGAAUUUGUGAGCGAUUUGACAAAUAAUAGCAAAGAAGGCGAUUGCGAAGAAUACCUUUCCGCUUUACCAGAAGUAGAACAUGUGCCUUAUUUUGGCGCCACAAUAACCUUACCGGGCGGUUCUAAGCAGUUUUAUGAAAUGGCUAAUAAUAGACAUAGCGUCCGUGCAUUUAAGCCGCAUCCCAUCCCGGCUUUUGAUGUUAUUGAAAACUGUAUUCUUGCUGCCGGCUGUGCCCCAAGUGGCGCACAUACUGAACCUUGGACUUUCUGCGUGAUUAGUAAUAAAGACUUCAAACAUCGAAUACGCCAUAUUGUCGAAAGGGAAGAAGAGAUUAAUUAUGCGCAGAGAAUGAGUAAACAAUGGAGAAGUGAUUUACGUCCUUUAAAAACGAAUCAUGUUAAGUCGUAUUUAACAGAUGCUCCUUACCUUAUCCUCGUCUUUAAACAAGUUUAUGGUUUUACUAAGUCAGGAAAGCGUAAACAACAUUAUUACAAUGAAAUCUCAGUCUCGAUUGCUGUAGGAAUAUUAUUGUGCGCUCUGCAAGCUGCAGGUGUUAGUUCGUUGGUAACAACACCCCUUAACUGUGGAGCCGCUUUAUGUCGCCUAUUAAAAAGGCCUAUAAAUGAAAAACUUUUGGUACUAAUGCCAAUCGGUUAUCCAUCAGAUAACUGUUUGAUCCCAAAUUUUAAACGCAAAGAAUUGAAAGAUAUUAUCUUUGUCAACUGAGAGACACUAAAGUUAAUUCUAUGAAAGUAAAAACAUUAUAGUCGACUCAUGGCCGACCAUCAAAUACCCUAAAUAGCUUUUUCUAUGUAAAAAAAUUUUUAUGGUAACGUACUAAAAAUUGCGCGAUAUGUGGACGUUAAGACAUACUUUUCGUGUGAACCGUUAUGCGGAAAGCACCGCAAACCGCUAAUUUAGCAAGGACAUCUAUCAUAAGCGCUCUUUCAAAGAAAAGCCACCUGUUAUAUGUGGCGUUCUCGGGAUCUCAUUUUCGAGUUUGCUUGCUAUAUGCACAAUAGGUGUGAGAAAUGCUGUUAAAUCAGACAUAGGCUAAAAAUUCGUGGUUUUGUUGCAUUGGCAGCUUAGAGUUGCAUUUAUGAGAGAAAACAGCUGGAAAUUAAAGUCAAAAUAAAUUAUUUAUUUACAAACAGCUAAACUAACACAGACGUUUCAAAUUGACAACAAUUAAUUUUUUUUUUCUUUUACUCUAAUUGUCUAAUUAAUACUCUUCAUUUGUCAAAGCUUGUAAUCAAUUCUGUAGCGUGAAUCUUUUCAUACACCAUCGCGUACAGUCGCUAUCAUUAAUCAAGAGCAAAGGAUCAACGAAUAAUAAAAAGUCAUUGCUCUACGAGAUAUAUU